AUGACGAUGGCGAACGCGCAUGCUGACAACGGCCGAACCGGCUUGCUCAAACUUCCUGCCGAGCUGCGCAACCGCAUCUACGAGGAGGCUUUACGCCUCGAGAAUCCAUACGCGCUUCUUCAGACAUGUCGCCAGGUGCUCGAGGAAGUGAGAAACAAGGUUAUCAGGCAAGUUCCCUCUAUGGGCCAGAUCUACGGCAUCCUCCCGCAAGCCAUGCUUGAGGUCACACGGAUCAACAUCAAGAUCGAGGUCAUCAUUGCUGCCACUGUUCAAGGUUUCCUCACUGCGCUCGCUUGCUUCCUUAACAGCAACGCUUCGAGAUGCGAAACGUUACACAUCAUGGUCAAGCAAAAGGUUCUCGGCAACUACGAGAUCUGCGCACUCCUCAGAGACAACUACGUCAACCCACUGAGGCCUCUAAACGGAACUUUCAACAUGAUCACCGAGUCCCGCCGCAUCAUAGCAAAGGUCAAGCAAAUCGCAGUUGCAGUCGUCGAGGCCUUCCUCUCUCGCACCGUCCCGGAGGGGCGAGGUUUCAAGAUGGCCGCCCAUCUCGGAGACAUCCUCCCCGGCAUUGAAUGCUGA
Molecule: messenger RNA, 585 nt
Organism: Fulvia fulva
Lineage: Eukaryota; Fungi; Ascomycota; Dothideomycetes; Mycosphaerellales; Mycosphaerellaceae
Exons: 3
Coding region: 1-585 (194 amino acids)
Source: RefSeq, a predicted model, not a curated record